This is a messenger RNA of Ahaetulla prasina, 3506 nucleotides long. RefSeq names its product CD40 molecule (gene CD40). Gene Ontology annotation, biological process: positive regulation of tyrosine phosphorylation of STAT protein; positive regulation of transcription by RNA polymerase II; positive regulation of interleukin-12 production. Gene Ontology annotation, cellular component: external side of plasma membrane; CD40 receptor complex. The transcript has 9 exons. NCBI's taxonomy places the organism in Eukaryota, Metazoa, Chordata, Lepidosauria, Squamata, Colubridae. Bases 1430 to 2584 code for a protein of 384 amino acids. The record is from RefSeq and is a predicted model, not a curated record. Gene Ontology annotation, molecular function: protein binding; antigen binding.
UAAAGUUAUACAUAAACCAAACAUAGAAUAAAAUUUUCCCUUCCAAUCCAAAUAACCACAUCCAAAGCUUUUCGUCUCCCAACCCCCUCCCCAUUACAUAAAAUAACUUUCUAAUUAUUCAAAGGCAAUCUGAUAUUUCUUAAUCUGAUAUCUGUUUUGUAAAUAAUCAAUCCAUUUUUUCCAUUCAAUUAAAUAUCUUUCCUGCAUAUUGUCUUUUAAAAACGCUGAGAUUUUAGCCAUCUCAGCCAAAUUAAUAACUUUCAAUAUCCAUUCUUCUAUUGUAGGUAUCUCAAAUUUAAUACGUGUCUUAACAGGUGGGCAUCUGCAGGAGGGGUCGGCUCAACAGGGUCACUCACGUGUUUUGUCAGCCUCCUUUCAGAGCUUAUUAAGGGGCUCCAGGACAGCAGUAGCUUCUUGUCCUUUUAAAUAGAGCUUUCCUAAGGGGGCUGAAGAGAGCCUCCCCCCCAUAUGUCGGCAAACGGAACCGAGGAGCAGUUGUCGGGGCUUUUUCUGCUGAAGAGAUGGGGAAUGGGGAGGGGCUUUCCAAGGCCCUCCAGGGCCGUUUCCCAGCAGGCCUCCAGCCAAGUGUAACACCGAAUGGGGAAGUGGCCCCUACUGGGGUUUUGAGUCCGGGGUGAGGGGACGUUCCUCUCUCCCUUGCCAGAUGGAAAACCCCAGACCUGGGGGGAGGGGGCAUUUCCUUUGCUUCCUCUCGGGUGCUGAUUUUCUGCCUAGGAAGCAGUAAUGGAAUUUGGGGUGCAAAAUUUCACUGUCCCCUCCAUAGUUGGUUUGUGGCUGAGCCAUGACAAGAGGGGGUGGAGACCCCUCCCCGGGAAAUCAGCCACGGGCUGCCUCCAAUCCUCAGCGUGAGGGACAACUGUGGCCCCUUCAGCUGACCAACUGGGGCUGGCUGACCUUUGAGCUGCGGUUUUUGAUGCUGCGUCACUCCAAAUGGCCCCAAAUCGCCCCAAAUCCAUGGGAAAGCCUGAAAGGCAAGCUGCCACCCCCUUCAGGCCUUCUCCCGGGGCCGGGGCAUCCCCUCUACUACAGCGGGUGGCAGGCAGUUGUGGCCAAGCAGAGCUCCAAAGCGGACGCCUCAAUUCAAGGCCCCCACCCCUCGGAUGUUUAGGCUCUGCUGCAGGGGGUCUCCCCAGUUCUUUCCCGCUAUCUGAUUCGCCCGACAAAUCGUCGCCACGAAUCUCUGCUCCGAAGGCUGGAGGGACUGAUGAACCCCGCUGCUUGCGGCUGAGCCUCAGGCCGGCCACGGUCCAACCCGCGCCUCGCUGGCUUCGGAAACCAGCAGCGGCUGCUCUUCGCCGGCCCUCCGGCUCCUGGCCGUUCUACUGGACGCCCCCGGAGCGCUGCCCUUUCGCACGCCGACCCCGAGCCGGGGGGUGGGGGGAAGGCAAGCGACCCUCAGACCCUAUCGAUGCUAUGCCCGCGAGAGCUCCCUCUCUUAUUGGAUGUCCCCUGCCCCACAACAACCCCGCGAGGUAGUUCAGGCUCAGCGCGAAAGGACGGACGAAAUGGGGAGGGGUUGUUAUUUGCUGCCCCUGACCGAGCUCGGGACUUCCCUGUGGGGGGAUUCCCGGUAGGCGGGUGCGAGGGUCCGGCAGAGUGCGGCGCCGCCCCUGGAAGCUCAGCGCCUCGCCCGAUGGGUUGGCGAGAGCCCCGCCGCCUCCCGGCGCCUAUAAAGGGGUCGGGAUGGAGGCGGCGGGUCGAGGCGGCGUCGAUGGAGGGGCGAAGGUGGUCGGCGGGGCUGAGCGCGGCGGUUCUGCUUAUGUUGCAGGGCCUGGCCUUCACGCAGGGGCCCAGCUGCAACCGCACUCAGUACCAGUCAAACGGCAGGUGCUGCAGCCGAUGCCCACCAGGCCACAAAGUGGCAGCUGCCUGUUCGGGGGAGUCCAGUACGAUCUGCAGCCCCUGUGAGGAGCAUCACUUCCAGGCCAGCUGGACCAAGGAGCCUCACUGCACCCCACACCACAUCUGCAACCUGAAAGCUGGCCUGAUUGUCUAUCGGAACGGGAGCAAAGAGCGAGACAUCGUCUGCCGGUGCCGGGAGGGUACCCAUUGUUCCAGCAAUGAGUGCGAGACUUGCCGGCCCCACACCUCCUGCGGCAAAGGGGAAGGGGUCCAACAGGAUGGCAACCACGUAAAUGACACUCUGUGUGCGCCCUGUUCUUUGGGCCAUUUCUCCAAUGUCUCGUCCUCCACAGCUUGGUGCCAGCCCUGGAGCAGGUGCCAGGAGGGGCAGGUUCAGAAGACAAACGGCACACAGGCAACGGACGUCGUUUGUGCAGGCGGCCUUCUUCUUCUUCCCGCAGAGCCCGCCCCGGUGACCCGCGAGGCCAGGAAGAGCCACCUGCUGGUGCUGCUCCCUAUUGCUGCCUUCCUGCUGGGGGCACUCCUUUUCUUGUGGCAUCGACGUGGCAAAUGUCCUCGGAAGCGGCACCACGACCUGCCCCCGGAGCCCACCGAGAAUGAAGAGGACUGCCCUGCCUUCCCCACCCAAGAGACCCUUCUGGGGGAGCAGGCGGGCAUGCAAGAGAAGGACUGCCAUCUCGCCCAGCAGGAGCAGGUCUGACCAGGAAGCUGUGGGGAUGCGAGACCAGCUGCACAGCCAGGUUGACCAUCUGCUCACCUGCCUCUCUGCACUCCAUGCCUGGCAGCCUUGGCGAUGCUGUGUCCUGCCAGGGUCCUCCUUGGUUCCUCCAGAGCCCCGUGCUGGAGACAGGCUCCCCAAAGGGAAGGCUGGCAGGGCAAAAAGGCAAAAGCUUUCUUCAAAGGACCCUGGGUGUUCCCGCCACCUGGAUCCUGGCACCAGUUGUACCAAGCUCUCUUCCUGGGAAGAUCCUGGGCGCCCCCUAGCAGGGGCCCUGGGUGGAAGCAGUGCAGCAAGGGGGCUGGGUUGCCCCUCCUCCCCAGCAGAAUGACUGCCAUCUGCAGAGACGAGCAGCCACGCCAGCCUGCCCGGGCUUGCAGCCAUCCCAAAGGCUUGUGGCCUCCCAGUUGUAGGGAAAGGCUUUGGGGCAGCGGCUCCACAGGCCCCUCCUCCUCUACUCUGAGGAACCCACCAGUGUGUGCUACCUCAUGGGGAGUUGCAGACUGGCUUUUUCCUCUUUCCCAGCCCCAUAGAGUGAUCUGGGUUAGGGGACAGCUGAGUUGGGUUCAGGUGAAGGGGGCUGGUGAGGAGGCUUCUCCCACUUGACAAGGCCCGGGCUCUGCCACGCAGGGUGCCCCUUCUUUUCUGGCAGCUUCUCUUUGCCCUUCAGGGGAAGUACAAUUCCAGCAGGCGUUUUGAGUUAAGCCGCCUCCAUUUUUUCUAAAAACCUAGCAAGGUGUGGGUCUCAGCCAGGGGAGAAAGACUCCCAGCCCUCUCCUCCCUCGCCCAGAUCUGCCCUGGAGGCCGAUGGAUUGGCUCUGCAGGGCUUCAACUGAAACCGGAAGCAAAAGGGGGCCUCUUCAGGCAAGGGAGCAAAUGAGGUCUUGGGAAGGCAAGUCCCAGU